Molecule: messenger RNA, 372 nt
Organism: Acanthamoeba castellanii str. Neff
Lineage: Eukaryota; Discosea; Longamoebia; Acanthamoebidae
Exons: 2
Coding region: 1-372 (123 amino acids)
Source: RefSeq, a predicted model, not a curated record
AUGAAGACCUUCACCUUCGCCGCUCUCUUCGUGCUCGCCUGCCUGCUUGUGGCGUCAGCCCUUGCCGACUCGGGCGACAGCGAACGCCGCCCUGGUGGCUCCGGCGCUGGUGGCUCUCGCCCCGGUUCUCCUGGUGGCGCUACUGGUGAACCCGGCGCUGGUGGUAGUACUGGGGGCACGACCGUGGAGGAGGACGACAUGGCCACCUUGUUCAACAGCAUCAACGGAGCCAAUGGCAUUCUGGGUGCGGACACGUUCUCCCAGCUCUCGGCAGCCACCAGCGGCCACAACGGGCUGGAGAAGCUCGAGAUCAACCUGAACAUCAAGGUCGUCCUCGUAAAGAUUGGCGACAAGACUUUCAGGCUCCACUGA